Messenger RNA from Symbiodinium sp. CCMP2456, 1215 nucleotides. The record is from the annotation of a GenBank genome assembly. Lineage: Eukaryota; Dinophyceae; Suessiales; Symbiodiniaceae.
AUGAAGAAGGUUUCCAUGAAAAAGGUCAAGUCCAAGGUUGCCAUGAGCAAGACACCAGCUCCAGCUGGCCUGGGCAACUUCAAGAUACGAAUCGGGAUCAUCCACGGCAAGGUUUUCGACCCGAUCAAGGUCGGCACCCAUGAUCGGAACUAUCCGGAGCACCUCAAAAUCAAGAACAACACGGGGCCCAACGCUGACGGCUGGGGCGGCCAGUUCAUGGCCGACGUGUCGACAGGUCUGAAGAUCAUGCGGCUGCAUCCUGAUAUCUUUCAUGUGGACUUCAUGACCAUGGAGCAGGUCACGGAGAAGCGCCUCUCCAGAAACCAUCUCACCUUCAAUUUCUGGGGUGACAUGAGCAUCGCCCUGAUGAACGAGAAGCCGAAGCUGGCGAAGAGGCUGCAAAAGAUUCAGAUGAACCCCAACUUCCGACAUCAUCCGGUGUGGGAUUACUACGAGUGGAUUCUUCACAAGUCGCGCUACAUGAAGGCUUGCGAGCGAGCAGGCAUCCCGAUGAUCGACACGAUUCACCUCGAAAAGGGUUUCAAUGCUAGAGAUGUCCUCAAGAAGAUUGUUGCGAAAGGAUGGGACAAGUUUUUCGUGAAGCCGGCCUACAUGAGCUUCUUUGGAGCUGGCGUCAUCAACGGAAAGACGCAAGACUUCAUAGACAACAUAGAGCCACUCCUCCAAUACGAGGCUGAGAACAAGCAUCAGAAGGAGUUUCUGGUGCAACCAUACAUGUUGAAGCCCAACGGGGAGGUUUUUGACGAGAUCCGAAACUUCUUCUGUGAUGGCGAGUGGGCCUAUUCCGUCUACACCGACGGAGUUGACUAUGAAGGCUUCUGGGAGCAGCCCGAGGGAAAGCUGAAGGAGGCUUGCAAGAAGCUGGCCAUCCAGACAAUGGAAGAGGUGAAGAAAGUUCACAAGUGGGAAGGUAAGCGUAUCAAUUCCUUGCUCAAUCGCAUCGACAUCGGCAUCAUUCCUGACAAGUCCAGGAAGCUUGGAUAUCGUAUCUUCGUGAAUGAGAUCGAGCCGCAAAUGACGACUUGGCUGGGUAGAUACUGCCCAUUUGUGAUCCAAGACAGGAUGGCUGAAGUCUGCGUCAAGCAGGCUCACGAGAUGUUGAAGAGAAGUUUGGCCGCGAAGAGGAAGAUGCCAUCUCCUCAGAAGGUUCGUCAGCUGCUUGACGUGCUGGAGCAACGCCUCAAGGAGUCCUGA